GAUGCAACGAGUAAUCGCUUACUUCAAAUGGCAAACUACAAAUAUCAUUUGCUUCAAGCGGAAGGCGAGACUCCAUUUGUUUCCCGCAGGCCGUUGAAAGUGUGUGCUAUAUUCGGAUUAAUACUGCUAAUUAUUUGGUAUAAUUGCAGCAUAACAUUCACAAUUCCAUUAACGAGUACGCUGCAAACUCUUUCUAAGAUCAACUCGGAAGAGAUUUCAACAGCUUACCCAUCUUCAAUUCAAUCUACAAGCCAAGCUCAUUAUGAGAUCAUUAAUGAGGAAACUACGAGUGAUUUUCCAGAAGCAACUACAAGUUAUUCUCCAAAAGAAACUACAAGUGAUUAUCCAUCAGAAACUACAGAUAUUACAACUAGUACAACACAAUUGGUUACCUCGACUACAACAGAUCCCCAUUUGGGAGAAUACUUUGUCUAUACGCCAACUUGUCACAUGCCUGCCAUCAAUCCUUUUGCCAGAGAUGCGUUGAAAAUAUUUAAAAAAGCUGCCUACAAAUCAUGCGAUAACGACAAGGAUAUGAUAUCUGUUCGUUAUGAUGAGACGGAGCGUAUUUAUAGUCUCCACAUGAACGUGGCUAAUAUCAGUUGUUGCUACAAAUCAAUUCUACGCUACGGUGCUGGAAAUAAUGCGGAAAAAUCUUACAAACUCUCGGUUUGCGUUGAUUUUCAACAGGAUUUUAAAGUACCUCUGGAUGUGGAUGGCAUCAUCACAAAUUGUCGUAAAUUGAAUACGACUAAAGUUGUGCAGAAGGAUGCUUUUAACUUUGUGCAAGCCAAAAAAUCAAACCUGAAUAAGACUAUUGAAAAAGACUUGUCCCAAAGGCGACCAAGUGUCUUGUUGUGGGGCAUUGAUUCCUUAUCUCGCAUGAACUUUCAGCGCACCAUGCCACAAAUGUUCAAGUAUCUGAGAGAGGAGAAUUGGUACGAGCUGCAGGGUUAUAAUAAGAUGGGCGACAAUACUUAUCCCAAUUUGAUGGCCAUUUUAACUGGCUUUAACAGCACUCGAGCGUAUUCAGUUUGCAAGCCGAAAGAAUUGUGGGGCAUGACUAAUUGUCCCAUUAUCUGGAAGGAAUACAAGAGAUGCGGAUACUUCACAGCCUACGCCGAAGAUUGGGCCUGGGGAGCUACGUUUAACUUCAACAAGAAGGGAUUCGUGACGCCUCCAACGGAUUAUUAUGCGCGCACCUUUAUGCUGGCCAUCGAAAAGGAGCUGAAGAGAAAAGUUGCCUCGAAUAUUCCUUAUUGUGUUGGCCGUCGCCAUUCUGCGGAAUAUAUUUACGAUGCUGCGCUGCAGUUCACCAAAGUCUAUAGGAAUGAAUCGAGUUUCGGCAUGUUCUGGACGAACUCCUUUAGUCACAAUGACUUUGCGAUGCCUUCAUCGAUGGAUACGCGAAUGCUGGAAUAUAUGCGAUCUCUGAAUCAAAGUGGAGUCUUUGAUAGUUCCAUCAUUGUGUUCUUCAGUGAUCAUGGCAUGCGUUUUGGUCGCCUGCGAGCCUUGAAGAGCGGCUACCUCGAGGAACGCAUGCCACUGAUGUAUAUCUGGUUGCCACAUUGGUUUCGCUUGCAAUAUCCUCAGUUUGAGAGGAGUUUGCAGCGCAAUCGAAAUCGUUUGACAUCGCCUUAUGACAUUCAUGCCACAUUGCAGCACAUUCUACAGCUGGAGACGCCGCCGGACAAGUUGCCACAUCCUGAAGGUUGUGCGAGUUGCCACAGCGUGUUGCACGAAGUCAACGUAUCGCGUAGUUGUCGCGAUGCCGGCAUCGAUGAUCAUUGGUGCACUUGCAGCGGCAUGUUGAAUGUUUCCCAGAGCGAUACUGUGAUUGAGGAGGCAGCCAAUCAGUUGGUGAAUGCCACAAAUGAUUAUCUCAUCGCCAAGCACUUUGGUAAUCUGUGUCAGCAACUGAAAUUGUCUAGGAUUCUGUCUGCGCAGCGAAUAAAUAAAGCAACCAAGAAGGAUUUGGAAUACUAUCUGAUUCGCUAUGAAGUGAAGACAAAGCGAACUAAAGCUACCUUCGAAGCGACGACAUCGUGGUCGAAAAAAACAAAUCGCGUUCAGAUUGAAGUACCUGACAUUAGCCGAUUGGAUGAGUACAAUAAUUUAGCCCAGUGUCUUAAGGAUGCUGUAGCCAGAAAGUAUUGCAUUUGUAGGAGAUAACUAAAUGUUGAUUAAUAGUAAUGUUUUAUAUAAGUUUUAUUAGUAAAACUGUUUAUAAUGACUGCCAAAAAACUAACAACGCACAGCUUA
Drosophila albomicans is the source of this 2262-nucleotide messenger RNA. RefSeq lists its product as uncharacterized. The record is from RefSeq and is a predicted model, not a curated record. Lineage: Eukaryota; Metazoa; Arthropoda; Insecta; Diptera; Drosophilidae. The coding region runs from base 28 to 2172 and encodes 714 amino acids. The transcript is spliced from 4 exons.